Syzygium oleosum is the source of this 855-nucleotide messenger RNA. Its product is annotated as protein CROWDED NUCLEI 2-like. Lineage: Eukaryota; Viridiplantae; Streptophyta; Magnoliopsida; Myrtales; Myrtaceae. The record is from RefSeq and is a predicted model, not a curated record. Gene Ontology annotation, biological process: nucleus organization. Gene Ontology annotation, cellular component: nucleus. The transcript is spliced from 3 exons. Bases 90 to 713 code for a protein of 207 amino acids.
AAUAUAUCUACUCUCAUUUGAGCACCGGAAGUGAAUGUGAUCAGCGUUUGAAGUCUUCCAUAAUUUUGUUACAUUGAUGAACUUCGUUUAUGCAGCUCGAGAAGGCUCUGCAUGAAAUACAUAAUGAGCAGGACCGAAUAAAGCUUGAUUCCGAGAAGAAGUUGGCUCAAGCGAGUGCUUUGACUACUGGAAUUGAGGAUAGAUCCUCGGAGGUGAAAGAGAAGCUGCAUGAGGUUGAUGCCAAGCUUGCAGAGGUCAGCAGAAAAAGUUCACAAUUGGGCUUGAAGAUGCAAGAGGUGGAGGCACGCGAAAGUGUACUUCAAAGGGAGCGCUUGUCUUUGAAAACUGAGCAAGAAGCACACAAGGCCACAUUUUAUAAACAGAGAGAAGAUUUACGAGAGUGGGAAAAAAAGUUGCAGGAAAGGGAAAAGAAGCUGUGUGAGGAUAGGAGAAUCCUUAACGAGAAGGAGGAAAAGGGCAAUGAAAUUGACCAACUUCUUAGGCAGAAGGAGAGGGAUAGCGAAGAAGCUUAUAGAAACAUGGAGUCAUCCAAAUCAAUGUUGUCUGAGAAAGAGAAACAUAUAAAUCAAAGUUUAGUGGACUUGGCUGCAAAAGAAAAGGAAGUACAGUCAGAAGAAAGCAUUAUAAGAUCAAAAGAGGAAAGGCUACUUGCAUUGGAGAACAAGCUGAAUCUGAGAGAAAGUGUGAAUUGAAUGCAUAAUCUUUCUCUAGAAAUUACUGUUGUAUUACGUAUUUUCAAAAGUUUUCGAAGAUGGACUUGGAUUUGAUAAUUUUUCUUUGUGAUCAUUAUUUUGUAUGUCAAGGUGAAUGGUAUUCAUACUUCAUUCAUUUUCU